Gavia stellata (red-throated loon) is the source of this 1607-nucleotide messenger RNA. It is a transcript of the gene TMEM266, whose product is annotated as transmembrane protein 266. The transcript has 10 exons. NCBI's taxonomy places the organism in Eukaryota, Metazoa, Chordata, Aves, Gaviiformes, Gaviidae. Gene Ontology annotation, molecular function: voltage-gated channel activity. The record is from RefSeq and is a predicted model, not a curated record. Gene Ontology annotation, cellular component: plasma membrane.
AUGACCAAUCCUCAGCCUACAAUAGAAGGUGGUGUUUCAGAAGUUGAGAUAAUUUCACAGCAAGUGGAAGAAGAGACCAAAAGCAUUGCUCCUGUACAGCUUGUUAAUUUUGCUUAUCGAGAUCUACCUUUAGCUGCACUUGAUCUCUCUGUGGCUGGGUCCCAGCUUUUGUCAAAUUUGGAUGAGGAGUACCAAAGAGAAGGAUCUAACUGGCUAAAACCUUGCUGUGGGAGACGAGCAGCUGUGUGGCAGGUAUUUUUGCUCAGUGCAAGUCUCAACAGUUUCCUGGUAGCCUGUGUAGUAUUGGUGGUGAUUCUUCUGACUCUGGAGCUCCUAAUAGAUAUAAAGCUUCUCCAGUUUUCAAGUGCUUUACAGUUUGCAGGAAUAAUUCACUGGAUCAGCCUAGUCAUCCUGUCUGUUUUCUUUUCAGAGACUAUUUUGAGGAUUGUGGUCCUUGGCAUAUGGGAUUACAUUGAAAACAAAAUAGAGGUGUUUGAUGGUGCUGUCAUAAUCUUGUCCUUGGCACCAAUGGUGGCCUCAACAGUGGCUAAUGGCCCCAGCAGCCCGUGGGAUGCUAUCAGCCUUAUUAUCACACUACGAAUAUGGAGAGUGAAGAGGAUCAUUGAUGCCUAUGUCCUUCCAGUGAAAGUGGAGAUGGAGAUGAUGAUUCAGCAGUAUGAGAAGGCAAAGGUUAUUCAAGAUGAGCAGCUGGAAAGACUAACCCAGAUCUGCCAAGAACAAGGGUUUGAAAUCAGGCAGCUGAGGGCCCACCUCGCUCAGCAGGAUUUGGACCUGGCUGCAGAGAGAGAGGCUGCGCUGCAGGUCCCACACGUACUGAACAAACAGAGCAGCAACAGGUACAAGGUGGUAGCAACUGAAGAUUCGGAUGAUGAAGCCACCGAGAACAUCACUGAGCUGCGACCUCCACGAGGUGAGUGCUGCCUGUAGGAUGACAUGAAUAAUUACAUCAGUCGAUACCGCAACGAGCCUAGCAGUGACAGCGGCAUCCCUGAGGCAGCCAUCUGCGUGGUCACCACCGCUGCCAUCGAUGUCCAUCGCCCCAACAUCUCUUCUGACCUCUUCACAGUGGAGGUGCCAAUGCGCCUGGGCAGCACCGGGACGUCCGCCAGCAUCACAUCAGGCAGCGCCUCACGGUCGACUGUCAGCUCGGGCACCCAGGCCUGCAGUGAGAGCAGCCAGACGCUGGGCUCCUCCCCGGACUGCAGCACGGCCUGCGAGGAUGCUGCGGAGGCUGGCGCCGGCCCGCGGGCUGACCUUGCGCCCACCCGGCAGCGGGUGGCCCAUGCCAUGGUGCAGGAGCUGCUGUCCUCCCUGUCAGAAGAGGCCUGCCUGGCACAGAAGGGGCUGGAUCCUGUCAACCUGAAGCUGCCCAGCCCGGCCGGCUCUGUGGGGACCAGCCCUGACCUGGGCCACCGGCUCAGCGUCUACAACCGCAGGAACCAGGAAAGUCUCAAUGUCUUCCAGCUCAAGCCACUCAUCGACUGCCCACAGGGUGCCCCGAUGAUUGACGAGAAGUACGGGGCGCUGGGGCCCCCGGAGCCACGGCUGGGCAGGGUUCCCGAGGCAUAGGGACAGCCGUGGGGACA